Messenger RNA from Rotaria sp. Silwood2, 1128 nucleotides. NCBI's taxonomy places the organism in Eukaryota, Metazoa, Rotifera, Eurotatoria, Philodinida, Philodinidae. The record is from the annotation of a GenBank genome assembly.
AUGUUACUAUUUUUAUUAUUAAUCAUUACAAUCGCUUCAACUACAACUAAUGAUAUUGAGUCAGAUCAACCUUUACCAAAAUUUGAUCAAUCAUAUGAAACUGUUUCUGUUGUUGUGGGUAAACGAGCAUUAUUACCAUGUUACGUUUCAUUACAAGAUAUGAAGAAUAAUGGACUUGGCUCAUUUAAAGUUAUCUGGAUGAAAUUAAAUAAUAGUUCAAUAUUAACAAUGGAAGAUCGAGCAAUUAAUGGUGAUUCAAGAAUAUCAUUAUUACAUGCCUAUGCUGAAGAAUGGAAUUUACAAAUUGAUGAUAUUGAUGAAGAUGAUGCUGGAGUUUAUCGAUGUUUUAUUAAUAAUGGCAUGUAUAAAACAUUAGUAUUAGAAGUUAAAGUUCCACCAAAAAUUAUUGAUGAAUUAACAACUGAACCAUAUCCAUAUCCAAUACGAUCAGGUUCAAAUUUUACAAUAAAAUGUUAUGCACAUGGUAAACCAACGCCUCGUAUUCGUAUACUUUCAUAUGAUCAAUAUGAUAAUAUUCAAAUUAUCAGUGAACAAAAUGAAGUGACAAUUUUUAAUAUAUCACGUCAUACAAAUCGUCGUUAUGAAUGUGUAGCAAGUAAUGAUUAUCCACCUGAUGUAGCACGUUCAUUUCAAUUAACAAUACAAUUUCUACCAGAAAUAAGUCUUUUUAUUAAUGAUAAUAUUAUAUCAAAUAAAUUUUUUCUAAUUAAUUCAAAUACAAAUGAAAUUCGUCUUAAAUGUCAAGUUAUUAUGCAUCCAUUUGAUAAAAUCUAUUGGAUAAAAGAUAAAAAAAAAUUGAAUUAUAGUUAUCAAUUAUAUCACAUAGGAAAUUAUGUUGUAUCAGAAUUAAUUAUAAAAUAUUUGACAAGUAAUGAUCAAGGUGAAUAUACAUGUAUAGCUUCAAAUUUAAUUGGAACUAAUUCAAAAAGUAUUCAAUUAAUUGCUUCAUCAACAACAACAAUAACCACAACAACAACAACAACAACAACGGAAAGACUUACAACACGAUAUCAACGUACAAAAUAUGUACGACCUAUAACAAUAGUAUCUCAUUCAACAGAAAGUUUAAGAAUGAUGACACUUUCCUCAAAAAGUAAAUUAAUAUAA